Cucurbita moschata (crookneck pumpkin) is the source of this 1253-nucleotide messenger RNA. RefSeq names its product AT-hook motif nuclear-localized protein 19-like. Lineage: Eukaryota; Viridiplantae; Streptophyta; Magnoliopsida; Cucurbitales; Cucurbitaceae. Bases 282 to 1151 code for a protein of 289 amino acids. Gene Ontology annotation, cellular component: nucleus. The transcript is spliced from 2 exons. The record is from RefSeq and is a predicted model, not a curated record. Gene Ontology annotation, molecular function: minor groove of adenine-thymine-rich DNA binding; DNA-binding transcription factor activity.
UCUCUCUCUCCUCACAUACUUUCUUGUCCAUCUUAACUCUCUAGGCAUCUCUUUUCCUUGUCUCCUCCUUCCUCUUAUCAUCACUUCAUCCUCUCUAGUACUUUCCCCUUUGCCUUAAUCUUCCUUUAAUUCUCCUAAUUCCAAUUAAUUUAACCCUUUUUCCUCUAAUUUUCAUAUUAAUUUCCCCAUCUUUUCCCCUUUUUUUAAUUUCUUCCCAAUAAAAACCCUCAAAUUCUUCAAGAUCUGAACCAAAGAUUUGAUUUUUAAAGCACCCUUUGAAGAUGGCUAACCGGUGGUGGACCUCCGCCCAGAUGGGUCUUCCCGGAGUUGAUCAUACAUCCACAACCUCCUCUGCCUUGAGAAAACCAGAUCUCGGAAUCUCAAUGAACAACAACGGCGGUGGUGGCAGCGAUGACGAUGACGAUAGAGACAACGGUGGCAGCGAUGAGCCUAAGGAAGGAGCUGUCGACGUUCCCUCUCGCCGCCCUCGUGGCCGUCCACCCGGGUCUAAGAAUAAGCCUAAGCCUCCUAUCUUUGUUACUAGAGAUAGCCCUAAUGCCCUAAAAAGCCAUGUCAUGGAGAUUUCUAAUGGCGCUGAUAUGGUUGAGUGUGUCGCUCAAUUCUCCCGUCGUCGUCAGAAAGGUGUGUCUGUGCUUAGUGGUAGUGGGACGGUAACGAACGUGACCCUUCGGCAACCGUCGGCCCCUGGUGCAGUCUUGACACUCCAUGGUCGAUUUGAGAUCCUUUCGUUGACCGGAACUUUCCUCCCUGGACCAGCUCCGCCCGGCUCGGCGGGCCUAACGAUCUACUUAGCUGGUGGUCAAGGGCAAGUGGUGGGUGGUACUGUCGUCGGGCCACUCACUGCUGCCGGUCCGGUGAUGGUGAUAGCUGCGACGUUUUCCAAUGCGACAUACGAGCGAUUACCGUUGGAAGAGGAGGAGGACGGAGGAGGAGGAGGACAAGGUCUGGCAUCAACCGGAGGUGGUGGUGGAGGGGAUACUUCACCACAAGGCAUUGGUGGCGGAGUGGGAGAUCCAUCAGCUAUGCCGCCGUUGUACAAUUUACCGCCGAACUUACUGCCGAAUGGUGGCGGUGGGCAGAUGAAUCAGGAGGCUUAUUCUUGGGCUCACGGCGGCCGGCCGCCGUUCUAAGGCGGUGGAUAAAGGUUAGGAAGUGUUUAAGAUUUAUGCAAAUAUAUAAAGUGUGUGAAAAAUACUUGAAUUGUUCUAUGCAAAUAUAAGGAGUUAUCUUUA